Caenorhabditis angaria is the source of this 4373-nucleotide messenger RNA. The record is from the annotation of a GenBank genome assembly. Lineage: Eukaryota; Metazoa; Nematoda; Chromadorea; Rhabditida; Rhabditidae.
AUGUUCGACGAUGACGAUUUUCCAUUUCGAGCGAUGGGAGCAAUGGGGUGAGUCAUUUUUGGGCGGAAAAUGAGAGAAAUUGUUAUUUUUGACGAAUUUUCAUUAAAAAUUGAUGAAAAACCGGAAAUUUUGACCAAAAAUUAGAUUUUUAAACCAAAAUUUGCGCUUUUUCGUGGAUUUCUAGGUCGUUUUCAUCAAAAAUCACUCCGUGGCCUAGUUUUCGCAUUUCCUGGCCUAGAAAACCAAAUUAUCGAUUUUUCCAGCCAAAUGCACCGCGCAAUGAUGCAAGAUAUGGAUUCAAUGAUGUCCUCGAUGCUCGGCGGCUCUUCUAUGCCACGUGGCGGCCCAAUGGGCGGCGGCCCGUUCGGAUUUCCGGGCUUCGGUGGCCCGAUGUUUGGCGCAAUGCCAGCUUUGAUGGAUGGAUCUGGACAGAGGCCGACUAGACGAAGACAGGAACUGGAAAUGGACCCGUUUGCCGGUUUUGGUGGAUUAUUGGGUGCUAUGGUGAGGACCUAGAAAACCAAGGGAUUUCUAGGCCCCGAGUGUAAACCGCAAGCUUCCGCUUCAGCGGCCACGUGGUUUACUAUGAUAUGGCAAACGUCAUAGCAAUCCGCGUGGCCGCUUACGCGGAAGCUUGCGGUCUACACUCGCUCCGCUCGAAUUCAAAGCCAUUUUCUGAAAUAUCUGAUAAAAAUCUGAAAACUGGAAUUUUCAGCACAAAUUAUGGGAUGAUUCAGUAACUAUAAACUAGUUUCUGAAUCGUCUCGUGCUGAAAUUUCAGAUUUUUAUCGGAAUUUCAGCGGAGAUGCGGAAGCUAUGCCCAAAUUUCGAGCGCGUUAGCGCGAGUGUAAACCGGAAAAUUCCGCGUAAGCGGCACUAUCUUCCGCUUCAGCGGCCACGUGGAUUGUUAUGACGUGGAAAAUCUUUACUACUAUGGUUCCGCGUGGCCGCUAAAGCGGAAGAUAGUGCCGCUUACGCGGAAGCUUGCGGUUUACACUCGCUCCGCUCGAAAAACCCUUUCCAAGUCCGAUUUCUGAAAUAUCUGAUAAAAAUCUGAAAACUGGAAUUUUCAGCACAAAUUCUGGGACAAUUCAAAAACUAGCUUAUAGUUUCUGAAUCGUCUCAUAAUUUGUGCUGAAAAUUCCAGCAUUUUUCAGAUUUUUAUUGGAAUUUCAGCGGAGAUGCGGAAGCUAUGCCCAAAUUUUCGAUUCAUAGCCGAACUUUUGAGAUUAAAAACUAGUCCCCCACCUUUAAAUUCACUGUUUUCACCACAAUGGCCUAGAAAACCAAAUCAAAAAAUUUCUCUUCCAGACAAAUCCACGUAUGAUGAUGAUGCCACCUGUCGGCUCAUCUGGCACGGCGCCAAACAUGUUUGUUAGCACAAGUAUGAUGACAAUGGGUCCGGAUGGAAAACCGCGUGUCGAACAGCAAACUAUGCACAAAACUGGAAAUGUGACAGAGACCAAGAAGUACGGUAACUAGUCCGCGGACUAGAAAACCAAACGGGAAUUUUCUAGGCCACCAGCUAGGUUCUGGUGGCCUAGAAAACCAAAUUUCCUGAUUCUUGUCAUAUUUGAUAUCAAAAUGCCCCGUUUUCUCUCAAAAAUUCGAUUUUUGGCAUCCUAGGCCAUCAAAAACUAGUCCCCGACUUCAAAUCCCGCAUUUUUCCAGGCGAGUAGAUCAAAACGGCGAAUCAACAAUGACAAUUGGACAUUCGAUCGGAGAUCGUAGUCAUUAUAUCGAGAAGAAGCGCGAUAAAGACGGAAAUGUGCGAAAAAAUCAGAAAUUUGUGAAUUUGGAUGAAGGUAUGGUGUUUUUCAUGUGAAAAAUUGAAAUUUUCAAGAUUUUUCACCCAAAAAUCAUCGAUUUCCAUCAAAAACCACACAUUUUUUGAGUGGGUGUGGUUCACUUUUCAAAAAAAAAAACAAUUUUUUUUUGAAAAGAAAGGUCAGGUGUUGUUCUUCUUGUUGUGAUUUUUGAGACUGGAACAGAAAAAUGGGGGAAAAUCUAAAAUAGUUCCCAUGGGGAAUUGAUCCCUUGACCUUUUGAUCAGAAAAAUAUUCGAGAAUAUUUGAGCAAAUUUCAAAAAAUUUGAGAUUUUUGAAAAUAGUUCCCAUGGGGAAUUGAACCCUUGACCUUUUGAUCAGAAAAAAAAUCGAGAUUUUCUGACAAAAACAUACCAUUUUGCACCUGAAAAUCCACGUGGAAUUUAUUGAAAUCACCAAAAUUUGCAGUUUUCUAACAGUAGAUGUUAUUUUCUCAUUUUUUCCUUCAAAUUUUGUUUCUUUGGUGUCUCCGGCUUAUCAGAUUUGGAAUUGACUGCAAAACAAAAAAAUAUUGAUUGAAAAAAUGACAUUUUCAUGUUUUCUAAGCAAAUGGGUUGAAAUAUUGGGUUUUAAUCCUGUUCAUAUGAUAGAAUGGUCUAAGACGAACAGAAUGAUAUCAAUUUUGAUGCGUUCAAGUUAUACAUAAGUGAUUUAGCGAGGUUUAGUUGAUAAGAUCACGAAACCUCGCUAAAUCACGUAAAGUCAUCAAAACUUAUAUGAUUCGGUUCGUCUUAAACCAUUCUAUCAUAUGAAUAACAUUAAAACCCAAUAUUUCAACUCAUUUGCUUAAAAAAUCUGGAAAUGUCAUUUAGUCGAUGUCCAGGCAAGCUUCCGCGUAAGCGGCAAUAUCUUCCGCUUCAGCGGCCACGUGGUUUACUAUGAUAUGGCAAACGUCAUAUUAAUCCGCGUGGCCGCUUACGCGGAAGCUUGCGGUCUACACUCGCUCCGCUCGAACCUCCAAGUCCGAUUUCUGAAAUAUCUGAUAAAAAUCUGAAAACUGGAAUUUCCAGCACAAAUUAUGGGACGAUUCAGUAACUAUAAACUAGUUUCUGAAUCGUUCCUUAAUUUGUGCUGAAAAUUCCAGAAUUUUUCAGAUUUUUAUUGGAUUUUCAGCGGAGAUGCGGAAGCUAUGCCCAAAUUUUGAAUCGAGCGCGUUAAGCGCGAGUGUAGACCGCAAGCUUCCGCGUAAGCGGCACUAUCUUCCGCUUUAGCGUGCACGUUUGUUUACUAUGAUAUGGCAAACGUCAUAUUAAUCCGCGUGGCCGCUUACGCGGAAGCUUGCGGUCUACACUCGCUCCGCUCGAAAAACCUUCCAAUUCCUAUUCUGAAAUAUCUGAUAAAAAUCUGAAAACUGGAAUUUCCAGCAUAAAUUAUGAGACGAUUCAGUAACUAUAAACUAGUUUCUGAAUCGUUUGUGCUGAAAAUUCCAGCAUUUAUCAGAUUUUUAUUGGAAUUUCAGCGGAGAUGCGGAAGCUAUGCCCAAAUUUUGAAUCGAGCGACGCAAGUCGCGAGUGUAAACCGGAAGCUUCCGCGUAAGCGGCCACGCCAAUCCGGAGAUAUAAAAACUAACUUUUGCGUUCGAGAAAAGUUAGGAAUGCAGUGAAAAUCACAACAAUUAGGGUAGAAAUAAUUGCAACCACAAUGAAAGCGAACAUUUUUUCGCUGAAAAUUUAAGAAUUUUUGAAUAUUUUGUAAUAAAAAACAUAUUUUCCUAUGGAAAAAUAUAAAUAUGUUUUUUAUUACAAAAUCUGCAUUUUCUAAACUCACUCCUCAUUAUCUUGUUUAUUACGAUUUGUUUUCAAUUCCAAUAUGGUGGUUUUUUCAGUGGUCCCAAUUUCUGCAAAAAAUUCCUAUCUAGGCUGAAAAUCUGACAAAAAUAGAGAAAUCUCACCCAUUUUGUCCCUUUUUGAAAUUUAGAAAUGAAGAACGAACCACGCGAAAAUUCACGUUUUUUUGUGAUUGCUCAUAUUAUAUUUUUUCCAGCCUCAGCCGAAGAUUUUGAUCGCGAAUUUUCACACCGUGUUCGAGCCAACUAUGGUUAUGGAUCUGGAAGAUCGCAUCCAACAUCAGCAGCCAUCGAAAACUCCUCAAGAAAUAAUCCACGUCAUACUGUAUCUUCAUCUUCAAGUUCCGCUAACUCUUCCAGAAAUCCACCAAUUAUAACACUUCCAGAUGAGGAUGAGCCAAAUAGGUUAGAACAUUUUUUAAAAACACAAGAUUUGCAUUGGAGCGCACUUGCGAUUUUUAGUUGAAAAUUUGAAUUUUUCAUAAAAAUACAGAAUUUGCAUUGGAGCGCACUUGCAAUUUUUUGUUGAAAAUUUGAAUUUUUCAUAAAACCCUGACUUAUUCUAUAUCAUUUUGACCCAAAUUCCAGCCCGAUUUCAAAUUUUCAGCUAAAAAUCUCCAAUUUUUUGCAGCUCUUAUCAAUCUUCUUCCUCAAAUCAUCGAAAUGGUCCAAUAAUUCGUGAAAUAAGUGAAGAAGAAGCUGAACAAUCGAUUCCGAAAAGAAGAAAAGGACAAUUUGGCAGAACUUUUCGAGAACAAUAA